AUGAAAUUGCCCCAUUUCAUCCUUGUCCUAAUCAUCCUCCAAACCCUCCACCAUCUUCCGGCCAUCCUGGCCGUGAAAUACGUGGCGAUCAACGACGCAAAGAACUAUCCGGGAGGGAAGCGGUUCGAGAAUGAGAUCGGAAUCCCAUACACCCUAAAGAUCAUGGAAGAGAUCAACAACUACAUCUAUAAAAUUUUCCAGCAAAAAAAUGAAUCCGACAGGAAACCGGUGGGAGUCGCCACAGUUUUCAUCCGGCAAUACAACGGGGCAGAGGCCAUAACCUACGGUGAGACCGUCAACGUCAGUGCACUCUACUUACAAGGGUACCAAGGCAACCUCAAAUGGGAGUACACAUCUCUCCUCUACCACGAGCUCACGCAUGUUUUCCAGUGGAACGGCGAGGGGCAGGCGCCGAUAGGCCUCGUUGAGGGGAUGGCCGAUUACAUGAUACUUGUGUCCAACUAUUAUCCCAAGGGAUUCGCAAGUCGCGGGAUGGGGCAGAGGUGGGAUCAGGGCUAUGAUUUCACCGCGAGGUUCUUGGAGUAUUGUGAGGGGCUUAAACCAGGGUUUGUGGCGGCGUUGAAUAAGAAGAUGAGGUAUAAUUUUUCAGAGAAUUUCUUUGUGGAGUUGUUGGGGAAGCCGGUGGCGCAGCUCUGGUCUGAGUAUAAGGCUAAAUAUGGGAAUAUCAAAUAA
Messenger RNA from Salvia splendens (bonfire salvia), 693 nucleotides. RefSeq lists its product as uncharacterized. NCBI's taxonomy places the organism in Eukaryota, Viridiplantae, Streptophyta, Magnoliopsida, Lamiales, Lamiaceae. The transcript has a single exon. The record is from RefSeq and is a predicted model, not a curated record. Bases 1 to 693 code for a protein of 230 amino acids.